AGGUGACUCAAGGCGUUGAAAAAAAUAUUACCCCGCCAUCACGACAAUCGCACUCUCAGUGCAAUUUCCCCCUACGACGACAAUCUCACCAUGGCCUCCAAUCAAGCCUCUGAAAACCCGGCCGAGGGUUCUGAGCAGGCCCAGAAGCUCUACGAUGAUCCUGUCACUGGAGAGAAGAUUUCCAAGACCGAACUCAAGCGACGGACGAAGCAGCGAGAGAAGGAAAAGGCUAAGGAAGAGAAGGCCAAGACUCAACCCGCCGUACAAGCUUCCAAGCCUAAUGUUGAGGAAGAGUUGAACCCGAAUCAAUAUUUCGAACUGCGCUGCAAGCAGAUUGAUAGUCUACGAAGCGACCGCAAAAUCAACCCUUACCCCCACAAGUUCCACGUCAACACCAAACUUACCUCCUUCGUCAAGGACUAUGAGAAUAUUGAAUCGGGCCAGCACCGUAAAGAUGUUGAAAUUCGUGUCGGAGUUCGAAUUAUGGCCCAGCGCUCGUAUGGUUCUUCGCUGAGGUUCUAUGACUGCAAAGCCGAGGGUGUAUCCAUUCAGAUCAUGUGUGAUCGCAAUGAGGCUACAGGUCUACCGUUCGCUGAACAACAUGACCACCUUAGACGAGGAGACUGGAUAGGAAUUGUUGGAUUCCCCGGUCGUACCAAGCCCAAGACCCGCGACGUUGGCGAAUUGAGUAUUUUCGCCCGUGAGGUCGUUCUUCUCACCCCCUGUCUCCACCAGCUCCCGUCUAGUCACUUCGGCCUGAAGGAUAAGGAGCAGAGAUACCGACAAAGAUAUCUCGAUCUCAUGAUAAAUGACACAACUCGAAACACUUUCGCUAGGAGAUCUAAGAUUAUUGGAUAUCUUCGACAAUUUCUGAAUGACAGAGACUUCCUCGAAGUCCAGACUCCGAUGAUGAACAAGAUUGCUGGAGGUGCUACCGCCCGACCGUUUAAGACCUUCCACAACGACAUGAACAUGGAACUCUACAUGCGAGUCGCGCCGGAGCUCUAUCUCAAGCAAUUGGUCGUAGGCGGGCUUGAGCGUGUUUAUGAAAUUGGACGACAAUUCCGAAACGAAGACAUAGAUCUGACCCACAAUCCCGAAUUCACCACCCUGGAAUUCUACUGCGCCUUCUUCGAUGUUCACGAUUUGAUGGAUAUCACGGAAGAGAUGAUCAGUGGGCUUGUAAAGAGCGUGACUGGUUCAUACAAGACCAAAUACCACACCCAGGAUGGAACAGAGUAUGAUGUCAACUGGGAGCGACCAUGGCCGCGGGUUGACAUGAUCCCUGCACUUGAGAAGGCUACUGAGACCAAAUUUCCCGCUGCGGACCAAUUCCACACUGAUGAAGCCCAUGAAUUUUUCGUCAAGCUGUUGGCAAAACUAAACAUUCCUUGUUCGCCGCCGGUGACAACGUCGCGAAUGAUUGAUAAGCUUGUGGGGGAGUUCAUCGAAUCCAAGUGCAUCUCACCUACGUUUAUUACAGGUCACCCGCAAAUCAUGUCGCCGUUAGCCAAGGCUCAUCGCGACACCCCCGGUAUUUGCGAGCGUUUCGAGGCAUUUGUAUGCACCAAGGAAAUUGCAAACGCAUAUACCGAACUCAACGACCCCAUAGACCAGAGGGCACGAUUUGUAGAACAGGCAAAGGAUAAGGAUAAGGGAGAUCUAGAAGCACAGCUAAUCGACGAGACAUUCUGUGAAGCUCUUGAAUUUGGUCUGCCGCCCACUGGUGGAUUCGGUCUAGGUGUUGACCGAAUGGUCAUGUUCUUAACAGACCAGUACAGGUAAGCAAAGUCUAGUGAGUAAUACCCAUUACAAGAAAGCUAACAACCACGCAGUAUCAAGGAAGUAUUGACAUUCCCAUUGAUGAGAGACGUUGUUGAGCCGACUAAGGAUGCCGCCCAGGCAUCUGAGGAAAUUGCCAAACUGACGGUAAACUGAGGGAGAUAGUAGAAUGCUAGUCCCAUAUAUUUUGUAGACUUCGGUGUUUUAUCAACUUGUCUGUGUCUAUGAAUGGUCAUAUGACUUUGCAAUACUCAAGCCGCAACUAAAUUUUGAGGUUUGCUCUGUAGUAGCU
Xylaria bambusicola is the source of this 2074-nucleotide messenger RNA. RefSeq lists its product as uncharacterized. Gene Ontology annotation, cellular component: cytosol; cytoplasm. Gene Ontology annotation, biological process: lysyl-tRNA aminoacylation. NCBI's taxonomy places the organism in Eukaryota, Fungi, Ascomycota, Sordariomycetes, Xylariales, Xylariaceae. The transcript is spliced from 6 exons. Gene Ontology annotation, molecular function: lysine-tRNA ligase activity; tRNA binding; ATP binding. Bases 91 to 1785 code for a protein of 564 amino acids. The record is from RefSeq and is a predicted model, not a curated record.